AUGUUUAAAAGUGAAUUAAAGUUUUAUAGUAAUGAAUAUGGAGAAAGUAGCAAGCUCCUCUUCCUCAAACAAAUCAGUCAAGGUCUCAAAGAUAUCCAUCGUAAAAACUUAGUUCAUCGGGAUUUCCAUAGUGGGAAUAUUAUUGUUGGCGGUAGUAGUUGUCAUAUCAUCGACCUUGGCUUAGCUAAACCAGCCAAUGAAACUGAUGAUAGUAAAGUUUUUGGAGUAAUUCCUUAUGUAGCUCCUGAGGUCUUACAAAACAAACCUUACAACCCAGCCUCCGAUAUUUACUCUUUGGGCAUAAUUAUGUAUGAACUAAUUACUUGCUUACCUCCUUAUGUUGAACAGGCUCAUGAUGUUGAUUUAGUCUUAAAGAUUUGUCAAGGAGAGAGACCUAGUUUUAGUAAUCCUAAAACUACUCAGCAAGAGCCAAAUAAUAGACCAACAGCUAAGGAAGUAAGUAGGAUAGUAGGAGAGUGGUUUAAUGAGUAUGGUAAUUUAAAAACAGACACUGAAUUCUACCACCAAUAUCAAGCAGCUGAAGAAUUCAAUAAAACUAUACCAGAAGAAAUCAAAUAUCCUACUUAUCAAUCCCAAGAACAAUUAGCAAAGUUAAAACUUGUAGAACCACAACACGGAACUAAGGAUUUAGAAUUAGAUAUUAAUAACUUCAAUUUAGAUGAACUAACUAUCCAAGAAGACCCCCAAGAACAAUCCUCCACCCAAGCCCAAAUAGAAAUCCCCCUAAACAAAACUAGUGUAAGUAUUGAUAACGCUAAAAACUUGUUUGAAUUACGAAAUGCUGUGGCAAAAUUAGAAGCCACUAAUCCACCACCAGCAACUCCAGCUGAUGCAGAAUUACAAAAAAAAGGAGAAAUCCCCUUCAUGGCUCAACCAGAAGUUAAGGAUUAUAAGCGAGAAGUUAAAGAAUUGAGUUUUGUCCCUGAUUAUAAUAAGGGGGAGAUACGUGUUGAAUACGUUUAUGGUGAACCUAAAAAACAAGCUGUUAACUAUACUAUUCAAGCUGAUAAAGGAGAAAGAUUACAGAGUAUUGACCCAGACAAUAUUCAAAGACCUGAUGGCACUGAAUACUACCCAAUGUGCCCCAACAUCACUUCCUACUUGGCUGAUGUAGAAACAUUGAUUAAGGAUUUAGAAUUUGAAAUUACUGAACAAGUUUUAAACGACAACAACAUUGAGAGGUUAAGAGAAGAAUAUAAUAGAUUUGACUACCCAGAAACUAAAGAAUGGAUAAAUAAAGGCUUAACCAUCAAUGGUUUUGGUUUGGCUGAACAGUUACAAAAAAAUGGACUAACUGCUCGCGAACUAAUAGCAUUUAUGGAAAAUAUUGAUUAUGAUUAUAAUACUAAGGAACAGCCAUUUGUGGGUUCUCUGAAACUUGAAGAAUUUACUAAUUUAGUCAAAUUAGUUUGCUCGCGACACAAAUUAACUAACCUGGAUUUGAGCAAGUGUCCCAACCUUGUUAAACUUGAUUGUGAAAAAAAUCAAUUGACCGAAUUAGAUCUAAGUAAUUGCCAGCAACUAGAAAGUCUUAAUUGCGAAAGUAAUGAAUUAAUUGAAUUAAUAUUGCCGAACUCAUCAACGUUAAAAAUAAUUGUUUGUUCAGACAAUAAAUUAACUAAUUUGGACCUUACUCAAAAUAAAGAAAUAGAAAUACUUGAUAUUAAAAGCAAUAAUUUUUCAACCCGUGACUUGUCCUUUUGA
Entrophospora sp. SA101 is the source of this 1725-nucleotide messenger RNA. Lineage: Eukaryota; Fungi; Glomeromycota; Glomeromycetes; Entrophosporales; Entrophosporaceae. The record is from the annotation of a GenBank genome assembly.